GGGUGAUCGCACAAGGCAGGUGAUAUUCGCUCAUUGCCCAUGGAACAAUGCCGAACUUGGAUGUGGCUGACCAGCUUAGUGAUGUGCUCCGUGAUGCGCAGAGCAUGCCUGCAACGAGUCCAAAGGUUGCAGCUCUGCAGGCUGUUGCAAAGGCGACACAGGCAGCAGAGGACUUCCGAGGAGUCCAGGAGUACCAGAAGGUGAACACCUGGGUAGCGGCCAAUCCCUUCUUCCGCCCCAGCUUUGUGUCAGGUCACCAGUCUGCAGUCAUCGACUCUCCGCCUGAGGCCAUGGGCAUGUUGGCCAGGACCAACCCCAUCGCUGCAUGGCAUGCUGCAGAGGCCGUGCGUCUCGCAGCAGAGGACAGCUUGCCUGGUGGUGACUUGUAUCAUCAUGCAGAUGGAUCGCGAGGACCGGAUGUGGCGCAGAAGUUUAUGUCAUCCGCAUCCAUGCCAAUGCCACUCCUUGUUCUGUGGAAGCUGCGACCGUGGAAGCGACCGCGGGAAGCAUCACGAGCUUACACGAGCAGCUUCUUGUGAGGAA
Messenger RNA from Durusdinium trenchii, 543 nucleotides. NCBI's taxonomy places the organism in Eukaryota, Dinophyceae, Suessiales, Symbiodiniaceae. The record is from the annotation of a GenBank genome assembly.